ACACAGACACACACACACACACACCACCAUGUUUACCCAUCAUCCUCCCCACCUCUCUCCUUCCUCCUCUUCCUCUAGCUCCUCCCCCUCCUUGCUUUCUCCCCUCGCUCCGCCUUUCUCUCCUCUCUCCUCCCCCUCUUCCUCUCCUUCCUCCUCCUCCUCCUCCUCCUCGUUUUCUCCCAUCCCUCCCUCCCUCUUUCCACCCUCCUCUCCCUCCUCCUCCUCCUCCUCCUCCUCCUCCUCCUCGUUUUCUCCCAUCCCUCCCUCCCUCUUUCCACCCUCCUCUCCCUCUUCCUCCUCCUCCUCUUGUCUUCGUUCUCCUGAUCCACAUCCUCCUUCUCCUUUACCACUGACCGGCUGGACUUGCAGGAUCACGGAUGAGGACGACCUCAAGAUCUACUUUCGCAGGGUGCCCUCACUGUCCUCCCUGUCUGCUCCCAUUUCUUCCUCCUCCUCUCCCUCCUCCUCCUCCUCCUCUCCCUCCUCCUCCUCCUCCUCGCUUUCUCCCAUCCCUCCCUCCCUCUUUCCACCCUCCUCUCCCUCUUCCUCCAGCUCCUCUUGUCUUUGUUCUCCUGACCCACAUCCUCCUUCUCCUUUACCACUGACCGGCUGGACUUCCACGAUCACAGAUGAGGGCAAGCUCAAGAUCUUCGUUCGUACGGUGCCCUCACUGUCCUCCCUGUCUGCUCCCAUUUCUUCCUCCUCCCUUCCUCCUUCUCCUCUUCCACAGGUUUCUCUAGUACCAGCAGAUGGGAGUCCGACCUGUCGGAUCUCCACGGAGGAGAACAUUUCUCUUCAGAGGCCGCCCUCUAGCGCCUCCUCUAGCUCCUCCUCUUGCUCCUCCUCUUGCUCCUCCUCUUGCUCCUCCUCUUGCAACUCCCCCUGCAUGUCUUCCUCCCUCCCUGCUAUCUGCUCUCCUCCCUCCUCUCUGUCUGCUUCUAACACCUGUCCUCAUGUUUCUCCUCCUCAGCCCCCACAGGUCUCCAAGCCCACUUUGGCUACUGGUCCUCCUGUGGAGCCUCGUGCUCCGGCAGCGGGUCCAAGUAGUCCAAAGUGGGUGAGGAACCUGCGGGCCCUCAUGGAGGAGUGCAACAGGCGGCGUGGCGGCCUGACAGGUAAGAGAGGUGCUGGGCCUCCAGCAGGCCAACCUCCAGGUAAGAGGUCUCCCACUUAGACUCUUACAUUUAAUAUAAUUUCAUUCUAGUCUUUAGGUUUUUAAGUUUUACUGAAUGUGAUUCAUGUUGGAUGUGAUCUGACCAGAUUUUAUUUGAAUGAUCCUGUUGUGAUGAUGUCUGGUUGAUCUAUUCCAACUUUAUUUGAAUAGAUUUUAUUUUAUUCUACUUUAUGUAUUUUCUCUUUGUAUAGUGUGAUUUAUGUUGGAUGUGAUUUGAUCAGACUUUAUUUGAAUGAUCCUGUUGUGAUGAUGUCUGGUUGAUCUAUUCUGACUUUAUUUGAAUCAUUUUUUUCUGGUUUUAUUGUACAUAGUUCGUUUGCACACUGUGAUUUAUGUUGGAUGUGAUCUGACCAGAUUUUAUUUGAAUGAUCCUGUUGUGAUGAUGUCUGGUUGAUCUAUUCCAACUUUAUUUGAAUGAAUUUAAAUGUAUUAUCUACUGUUUGUGGCCCUGUGAUGGACUGGCGAGCUGUCCAGGGUGUCUCUGCCUUCGCCAGGAGUCGACUAGGAAAGACUCCAGCCCCACAUGACCCUACAGAGGAUCAAGUGGAGUGUAGAGGAUGGAUGGAUGGAUGGAUGGAUGGAUGGAUGGAUGGAUGGAUGGAUGGAUGGAUGGAUGGAUGGAUGGAUGGAUGGAUGGAUGUGCUCUGUGUGAUUCCAGCUGAACUCUGUCCUUGUCAGUGGGACUCAGGUCAGGGUGUCUUUCAGUGGUGUGGGUGGAUGUGGGGGGAAUAGCGCCCUCACAGUGAAGCUGUAUCAGUUGUAAUAUGUGUGUCUGCAUCCCACCCUGGACCCACAGUGGAGUCCACAGUGACAAGGACCAGAGUUCAGUGGAAGCACACUGGGAGGGGGGAGGAAGAUUUCACGGGCCGCUGCACAGCGGUGGCCCGUGACAAGGUAAGUUUCAGGUUUACAUUUUAUAUUCAUAACACAAGAAGUUUUUAAAUCUUCAAUAGGAGGUGAUAAAUGUUCUGACAUGUUCUCCUGUUGUUUUUUUCUGCUCCAGGUCCCAGCUCCAGCAGACCCAUGAAGAUGACCAACCGAGCCCACCAGAGACGACCCCAGAGACUACAACCAGACGACAGGACAACUUUCUAAAGAGCAGAAUGCACUGGAUGGAACAUCGAGGAGAGAAAAGAUGUUAAGAAGAAAAGGAUGAUGGGAACCAGAUCCAGGACCAGUGCAUGAGAUGUGAGACCACAAAACUAAAACAAGAGCUCUCUCUGCAAGACACCCAGUAAAAUGAAGGAUCAGAUCAGGACAAGAGACUGGACAAGAGCAGCCCCAGCAUGUGAAUACAGACUAUGGAAGAGGGGAUGCUUGUUAUAGUGACACAAAAGGAGGAAGUCAGUGUACAAAGAGAAAAUCCCACACAGUCAGAGAACAUGAAGAGGAAGAAGCAGAUGAGCAGCAG
Molecule: messenger RNA, 2585 nt
Organism: Amphiprion ocellaris (clown anemonefish)
Lineage: Eukaryota; Metazoa; Chordata; Actinopteri; Pomacentridae
Exons: 4
Coding region: 29-1174 (381 amino acids)
Source: RefSeq, a predicted model, not a curated record